AUCACGGUGGUUGUAUGCACGGUGAAUGUCUUUAAAUAUAACCGAAUCAAAAGUGGAAACUAUUUUUGGGCCUGGAGAUUGCAUAGGAGAUGUUGAAAUUGUUGAAAACUGUUACCGUACACAUACAUUUAUAACAACAUCGCAUUGUGAGCUACUUAUCAUGUUUAAACAUGACUUUACACCGAUUCUUAAGCCGUUUAUGGAUAAAUUAUGGGAUGAUAAAAAAAAAGCUUUAAAAGCUUUAGAUUAUUUCACAUUUUUGGAUGAGGAGCAGGUUGUAAGUGCUUGCAGAGUUGGUACAUUAAAACAGUUCGAACCUUUGGAGACUAUAUAUUCAGAGGACAAAGGGUCAUUGACAAACGUCCAUUUUGUACUAAGUGGGGAGUGUGUUAUAUUACAGUGCAUCAAUAUGAAGCUUAACCUCGAUGCAGCAAAUGUUUUACCAGUAGCCUAA
Messenger RNA from Scaptodrosophila lebanonensis, 454 nucleotides. RefSeq lists its product as uncharacterized. The record is from RefSeq and is a predicted model, not a curated record. The coding region runs from base 26 to 454 and encodes 142 amino acids. The transcript is spliced from 5 exons. NCBI's taxonomy places the organism in Eukaryota, Metazoa, Arthropoda, Insecta, Diptera, Drosophilidae.